Trichoderma gamsii is the source of this 858-nucleotide messenger RNA. RefSeq lists its product as hypothetical. Gene Ontology annotation, biological process: microtubule-based movement. Gene Ontology annotation, molecular function: dynein intermediate chain binding. Lineage: Eukaryota; Fungi; Ascomycota; Sordariomycetes; Hypocreales; Hypocreaceae. The record is from RefSeq and is a predicted model, not a curated record. Bases 1 to 858 code for a protein of 285 amino acids. Gene Ontology annotation, cellular component: cytoplasm; cytoplasmic dynein complex. The transcript has 5 exons.
AUGGAGGUCGCUGCCGGCAAGUCUCCACCUCUGCAGGCCGCUUCUAGCUUUUGGGGAGCUGGACAACGAGCACGUGGGCUUCUAGUGCCAGCGGUCUAUAGCGGUACUUGGGUACCUUCCUCGGCGAGGUCACGUGCACAGCUCAGCCGCUGGAGGCGCGGUUUUGCCUGUACCAAAAGGGGAAAAGCCAACGCAGGGCGAACGAAGCAACCUGUUCGCGGCCGGAAGCACAAUAGCAACAAGCAUCGUGGCACAGGUUGCGGUCUCGCACAAGCAGUAUCUCCUAUCAUUGGCGUCUCCUACGAAGCUACAGCGGUUUCCUCACUUGUUCUCGUCGCAUCGUUCCUGUUUGCAGCCUCACUCCCCCUAAACGCUCACCAGCCAAAUCUCCAAGAUCCCGUGCCCUUCAACCGACUCAAGCAGAUCGCCACAGAUGUGUGCAACAACGCCAUCGGCAGUGCGGAAUUCUAUGACCACGCAAAGACGGAGCAAUGGAACUCAACCAUCAUUAGCUCAAUGCUAAAGGCGCUCAUCUCCGAGGCCACUCCCCAGGGCCCCAACGGCGCCCCCUCAUACAAGUUUGCUUGCAACAGCACCAUUGUCCAGCAUCUGGUCCCCACGUCCGCGCUGAACAAGAGCCGCGGCGGCACCGACACCAAGUCUGAGGAGCCUCACGUGUCGACGAGCACGGAAGCCACCGCUACGGACGGCAAGCCCCAUGUCGGCCGACGAGGAAUGCACAGCGCAACUGGCGCAUACUGGGACGAGAAGAAGGACGGCAUGUGGACCUUCAAGUAUGACGGAGGCGAGGGCAAGGGCAUGGACGUGGUUAUCAUGCUGAUUUGGAUCGCUGUUUGA